This is a messenger RNA of Aspergillus aculeatus ATCC 16872, 408 nucleotides long. RefSeq lists its product as uncharacterized. The transcript has a single exon. Lineage: Eukaryota; Fungi; Ascomycota; Eurotiomycetes; Eurotiales; Aspergillaceae. The record is from RefSeq and is a predicted model, not a curated record. The coding region runs from base 1 to 408 and encodes 135 amino acids.
AUGUCUUCUCUUGGUGCCCUGUGGCAAAAACCCACCACCAGGCAGCUGGUGACCGGUGCAGCACUGCUGGUGCUCACCGCGUUCUACUCGCCUUUGACGGUUCUGACUUUGGCCCCUGUCUAUGGUACUCACGGUACACACGUUUUCCAUGCCUAUGGAGUUGCCAUUGUGGCCGCUGUGGGAUGGUUCAUGAAGGAUCACAUCCAGCGACUCUCCGGCCGGAAGGCGGUCUACUUCAUUCCAGUCGUGGCCUUCUGGAUUCCCACCAUUCAGACCUUCCUAUUCUCGUCGAGCUCUGUUCUGGGAAAUCCUGUCGGCCCCAUCUUCACCGAGAUAGCUGCCUACUAUCCAUUGGUCAUCCUCUCUGUCGCCUGUGCAGGCAAGCUGGUGCAGCAGGUCUGGAUCUAG